This is a messenger RNA of Symbiodinium pilosum, 651 nucleotides long. The record is from the annotation of a GenBank genome assembly. Lineage: Eukaryota; Dinophyceae; Suessiales; Symbiodiniaceae.
AUGGAGGCGAGAACAGCCGCCCGCCCAGGGGUUUCAAUUGCAGCCAAGGGGCUGCAGAGCGUCUUCACAUGGCUAAAGGUGAUCGAGGCCUGGCGAUCCGUGACUAAGCAGGGAAAGUUCGACAAGGAGAAGUCUGCAGAGACCUCGCCUCAUGAAGUGCUUUAUUCACUGGAGAUCUACGCUGCAUCGUUGUUGAACAUGAUGCUUCUGCUCCUCCCCGCCGUUUCGGCCGUGAACGUGACGAGCUCCCACUUCCUAGCUCGAGCGCGCGACGUCGCGACAGCCUGCCCGGGCGACACCCGGGAUGACGGAAGGUGCAACAAGGAUGACACCCACCGUGUUUGCGCAAAGAUCGGCAUUGCGGGCACAUCCUUUUGGGAGUUUACCGGCCAGAGCAGCUGGUGCAACAGCGACAUCUACGGUGAUGGCAAGAUCGCUUGCCCUCCAGAGAAGCCCUACUGGUGCAUCUGCAAGUGGGCCACAGCUUCUUGGAUCAAGGGCGAAGGGUGCAAUGAGAAGGUGAACUUCGACUGUUCGGCCACCGACGUUUGCGACCUGAAAGCUUCCUACACAGAUGGAAAUGUUGACCUCCAACCCGCCCAUGACUGCAUGCAGGCGAAGUGCAAGCAGCAGUGGGACGCCUGUCCUUGA